AGCAUUUCAUGGAUCGUUGCCGUCGUUAUCGCCGUGCUAAUUCUCCUCAUUGUGGCAAUUCUUGCCGUCUCAAUUGUGAUGCGGAACAAGGGCAAAACUUAUCUUCUUGAACGCGAGGAAAGAUUGCGUGGCAAUGAUCCGGAGAAAGAAUUCCGCGAUCGAGAUGCUUUUCUGGUUUAUGAACGAACGAGCGAACCACCAAUUCCUGGUUUGAAUCAGUCUCUUGAAGAUAUGUACCAAGAUGUUGGAAGUGCUGAUGAGGGCGAGCUGGACUACUAUGGAAUGGAUCCUGGAUAUCUGGGAUGA
Rodentolepis nana is the source of this 306-nucleotide messenger RNA. The record is from the annotation of a GenBank genome assembly. NCBI's taxonomy places the organism in Eukaryota, Metazoa, Platyhelminthes, Cestoda, Cyclophyllidea, Hymenolepididae.